Molecule: messenger RNA, 2292 nt
Organism: Miscanthus lutarioriparius
Lineage: Eukaryota; Viridiplantae; Streptophyta; Magnoliopsida; Poales; Poaceae
Source: the annotation of a GenBank genome assembly
AUGAACGAUGUGGAGUUGCGGCGGCACCACCCGGAAGAUUUCAUCGCACGUUUCCGCCGGCGUGCGGAUCGUGACCGUGUCCUUGCUUCGCGGCCGGGUGGAUACCUUCUGCCCCUCACCUGGAGACCUUGGCAACGAACUUCACUGGCCACUGCAGAAAGCUUCAAUUUUCAGGUGGUUAUGGGCAUGCUGCGUGUACCGCUUCACGCGCGCAAUGUGGCUACUGCCCAGAUCAUCCUGGGCCCUUCUUGCUCGGGGAUUGAAAUCACAAGGCUUCGAGACAUACCUGAUGAUGACGACCGAGAAUUCUUUGUCAAGGCAUGGUGCAAACAUCCGGAUCUCAUCGAAGACGAGCAGACCAUCUCAAUUCCGGAGCCUGUUUUGCCUGUUGCAGCUAUGGGCAAUCCUGCCCCGCCACGCCUCUUGCAGUACCAGGUGGGCGAGUUCAGAUGCCCCUGUGCGCCGGAGGUCGUUGCUCGGCACACUGAUGUUGAUGGCACGCGCAAGGAGUCUGUGGAGGCUCCCGAGCGUUGGGAGAUGAUGUCUGCACCGCGUACUCCUUGGACGCGGGCAUCAAAUUUUACGACGGUCAACACUCCAUCACCGUGGAUUGAUAGGCAGCUGGGCUCCCCUACCACCGGCGUCGUGGCACGGUUCCUGAACGUCGCGCCACUGCUCCUCCACGCGGGUGUUUCAACACUCGAACCUGUACAUGUUGAUCAGGACUGGUGGGCUGAUCUGGCGGUGAAUGAGCUUUCAAAUGAUGUCAGUGCUCAAGCGUGUGUUGCCCAGUUGUUGAUGGGGCUGGACUUCAUGAGGAGGAUGAGAGCGCUGUGGAGGAACUUGUUUUCUGUAGUGGAUGCGGCCACUGUCAUGGAUGCGGCAGCCGCUACACAGGCUGCGCUGGAGGCGGAGGUGUGCGUCCCCAUGCACACGCCCCUGAUCCGCGCGGGACCUAGGCCUCGGCGGGCGCGAACGCCGGUCUCCAUCCCGUCGCUGCGACGGAGUGGCAGGAUCGCAGCAAGGCCAAGGGCACCAAAUGCAACGGUGCAGGCGCAGCUGCUGCUCCUUAAGAAGCUGGGAGUCGCUGUGGCGGAGGGUGAGCAUGCCUCUGAGGUUGAGAAGAAGAUCAAGCUGGCAUUCAGGGGAGAUAUGUCGACCAGGAAAAGGGAGGCACUACAACUCUUCCUUGAAAAUGGAAUUGACCUGACAACUGUGGACCUAAACCUCCAUGGACCUGCUUUCGAUUAUGACUUCCUACCCGCGACUGGGGCGGCUGGCGGGAUCUUACUGGCCUGGGUUAGGGACGAUUGGGUUGUCUCUGAUAUUAACAAGGGACGCUUCGCCAUCUCAGCUCGCUUUCAGAAGAGGGGUGCCACGUCGACGCCAUGGUGGCUAACUGGGGUCUAUGGACCGCAGGAAGACGCCCAGAAGGUCGAGUUCUUGGCGGAGUUGAGGCAAUUCCGUGACGCUUCACUUGGGCCAUGGUUAAUAUGUGGAGAUUUCAACAUGAUUUAUCGUACCCAGGACAAGAACAACGACAGGCUUGAUCGUCGAAAAAUGGCAAGAUUUAGAAGAUUCAUUGACAGUGUACAGGUGCAAGAAAUCAACAUGGUUUGCAGAUCUUUUUCCUGGUCUAAUCGCAGGGACAGACCAACGCUCGAGCUGCUGGACAGGGCCUUCGCCUCUGUAGGCUGGCUUACUGAGUUCCCCUCACACACUCUAAGGCCUCUGCCCUCUGAAUGUUCUGACCACUGCCCGCUGCUGCUCACGAUCAUUGUGUUCUAUGAUGUCCAGCGCCGUUUUCGGUUUGAGACUUUCUGGACAAAGAUACCAAGCUUUUCUGGUGUGGUGGAGAGUGCCUGGUCUUCAACGGUUGAGGGGGCUGAUCCAUUUCGAAGAUUAGACCAAAAAUUUCGCAAGGUUGCCAUUGAGCUACGUCGAUGGAGCAACUCCAAGGUGGGUAGCAUUCGGCUGCAGCUUGCUGUGGCUCGCGAGCUCAUAUUCCGGUUUGAUGAAGAGCAGGAGAGGCGGAAUCUGCAUGACUGGGAGCUAAACAUGUACAGGUCCCUCAAGGCCAAGACCUUGGGCCUGGCCUCGCUCGCGCGGACAAUCACAAGGCAGCGCUCUAGGAUCCUUUUCCUGAGGGAGGGUGAUGCCAACACGAAGUUCUAUCAUUUGCAAGCCUGCCAUCGGCGGAGGCAGAACAGGAUUGACACACUUCGGGAGGAGGCCGAGCGCUGGUGCUCGGCAGGGAACAGAUGCCUGGGGCUGAUCUUGGCGAGGUUGUAG